CAAAAGCUGUCAGUACGUCUUCGUGCAACACAUCAGUCCGUGCCCAGUAGCCCCAAGCACCUCCACAACCAGCACCAUGAAGGCCGUCGUUGUCGCCCUCUUCGCCCUCCUGGCCGUGGCCUGCGCCAUGCCCGCCGCCCCUGCCGCCCCCGCCGCGGCCCCCGCGGCCCCCGGCCCCAAGGAUGACCUGAAGGCCUCCGAGGCCGUGUACGUGGCCUCGCCCUACGUGGCCUCCCCCUACGUCGCCGCCGCCUACCCCGCCGUCUCCACCUACGCCGCUGCCGUCCCCGCCGUCAGCACCUACUCCGCCUACUCCGCCCUCCCCGUCGCCAGCUACGGCUACGCCGCCGCCCCCUACUCGUACUACUACCGCUAAGCCGCCGGAACCCCGCAGACUGGAACCACUGAAGAAAUUUGAGGCCGUUGAGAAAUUGUGAUUUGUAAUUUAUUCACUCCAUGAAACAAACCAUUUGGCAAUAAACACAGUACAACGCAUCUUAAAUGA
This is a messenger RNA of Thrips palmi, 505 nucleotides long. Its product is annotated as cuticle protein 16.5-like. The coding region runs from base 77 to 376 and encodes 99 amino acids. Lineage: Eukaryota; Metazoa; Arthropoda; Insecta; Thysanoptera; Thripidae. The transcript is spliced from 2 exons. The record is from RefSeq and is a predicted model, not a curated record.